AUGAAAUAUAUUUUAGUUUCGUCAUUCUUGUCACUUUUGCCGAUUGGGUUGGCACGUAUCGAAGAAAUGGCGAAAGCUCCGAUUGAUUUUGAAGAAGAGUGGAGUAAGAUUUCGAAUGGAACGCUUGAAAUUAAAUGGUUCUACUUUCCAACUACUCAGAGUUUGAAAGUGGAUAUUGAUAAAAUCAAGCAAGUGAAAAUUAUGAGACAAGACAAGAGUUAUGCUAAAAACUGGGGAUCCGGUGACUUUACCACGUGGUGGGCUUGUGAUAUGAAGCGCAACUUCCGUUCUCAUCCAGAACGAUUUUACAACGUGAAAGUGGAUAUUGGGGAAACGUUCAAAAAAGGAUUCACUGUGAAUGAACUUGACAAGUUCCUUGUGGCUAUCAGAAAAUGGCUUAAAGUUCAAAAUAUUGAGUUUGAGUGA
Caenorhabditis remanei is the source of this 426-nucleotide messenger RNA. RefSeq lists its product as uncharacterized. The transcript is spliced from 3 exons. The coding region runs from base 1 to 426 and encodes 141 amino acids. The record is from RefSeq and is a predicted model, not a curated record. NCBI's taxonomy places the organism in Eukaryota, Metazoa, Nematoda, Chromadorea, Rhabditida, Rhabditidae.